Molecule: messenger RNA, 870 nt
Organism: Thyridium curvatum
Lineage: Eukaryota; Fungi; Ascomycota; Sordariomycetes; Thyridiales; Thyridiaceae
Exons: 1
Coding region: 1-870 (289 amino acids)
Source: RefSeq, a predicted model, not a curated record
AUGCAGCCCUAUAGCCCUACGCGAUCGCGCAAUGCAGCCCUGCUGCUGUCUCUCCUGAGCAGCAGCACUUUGCUCGUGCCCCUCGCCGCCGCCGCGACCACCACCGCCAGCGGCGGCGGCGGCGGCACCUCGUACGCGGACCAGGUCUGCAAGCCGGUCGUGCCCGACGGCAGCACCCUCCCGCCCUGCGUCGAGAUCGAGAACAUCCAGGUCGCCUGCUCGCCCAACGGCACGGCGCCCGUCGACUACGAGGCGCACGCGCAGUGCAUGUGCCACGGCUCCUUCUUCCAGGAGUGGACCGCCUGCCGGCAGUGCCUCUACGUCCACGGCCAGCUCUCGGAGCGCGACAUCGGCUACUGGCAGUCGGCCAUCGGCCUCGCCUCGUCGUCGCUCUGCGGCUUCCUGGCCGGCGGCGCCGGCGGCGGCUCCCCGCCCACGGCCGCGUUCCAGGACAUCUUCACCGCCGCGCAGGCGCAGGCCUCGGUCCCGGCCACGGGCGCCACCGCCACCUCGGACCGGGCGCCCUCGGACACGGCUAUCAGCUUGUACUUCACCCCGAGCGGGUCCCUCGGCCCCGGCUCCAUCACCGGCAGCGCCGCGUCUGCGACUCAGACCGGGUCUGGCGGCGGCAGCGGCAGCGGCGGCGGCAGCAACUCGGGCUCGGCUACGACGUCAGGUGGAUCCUCUGGACAGUCCGGCUCGGGCGGCUCUUCCCAGCAGACGACACAGAUGAAUAGCGGCGGUUCCCAGACUACGGCCGCAAGCACCAGCCAGACGUCGUUGAAGACCUCGGGAGGGGUGGCUAUCUCCGCCGGCUCGGGCACGGCGCUGCUUGGCGCUGCCGUCGGUGUUGUGCUUUCUUUACUUUGA